This is a messenger RNA of Trifolium pratense (red clover), 712 nucleotides long. RefSeq lists its product as uncharacterized. The transcript is spliced from 3 exons. The coding region runs from base 238 to 498 and encodes 86 amino acids. The record is from RefSeq and is a predicted model, not a curated record. Lineage: Eukaryota; Viridiplantae; Streptophyta; Magnoliopsida; Fabales; Fabaceae.
CACUUUGCCACUUUCCUAUGUUUGGCUGGAUCUUAGCAGAAGCCAAAGUCGGUUUCCGAAAAUUAAUGUUUCUUUCAGAAUCUCAUGCUGACACACUGCACUCUCUUCAUUCUCACACACAUAUAUACCAAUAUUUUCAUCGUCUCUAAACACAUCAAAUUCCCUUCUUUUUUGUUUUUUUCAUACAUAGAUCACCAAUUUCUCUCAUACCCAUUUCUUAAAAUCCCCUAAAAAUUAAUGGGCCACUCACGUUUUCUCAUGAUUCUUCUUGUUUCAUCCAUUCUCCUUCUCUCCUUUGGCCAUGGUUUUGGGAGAGUGGCAAUGAUGGAGAGAGUUGAAGAUGCAGAUUCUAACAUGGAGCAUGAUAGGAAAAUGAGGCAAGUGUUUGAAGUUAUGGAUUAUUCAGAUCCAGAGCCAAAUACAAAUCCCAAGAGUGGUUAUACUUUAACCCCUCCCACAGCACCAAUAAUCCCUCCAGCUUCUCAACCAUCAGCUUAAAUGUAACAACAAAUUAAUUAGAAUUUUCAAUUUUUCAUUACUUUGUAGAAUAAGUGUGAUACCACUUGUUGAAAAGUUCGACGGAGUGGUUAAAAAUAACAAAUUAAUGAUCAAAUCUCUAAAGAUAUAUGGAUGCUAUCUUCACUUAAAACUCUUAAGUUAAGUUUUAGGUGUUUAAAUUAGAUCGCUUCAUAUAUAGGUCUUAAUUAGUUCA